Aspergillus nidulans FGSC A4 is the source of this 1193-nucleotide messenger RNA. RefSeq lists its product as uncharacterized. The record is from RefSeq and is a predicted model, not a curated record. The coding region runs from base 1 to 915 and encodes 304 amino acids. NCBI's taxonomy places the organism in Eukaryota, Fungi, Ascomycota, Eurotiomycetes, Eurotiales, Aspergillaceae. The transcript is spliced from 2 exons. Gene Ontology annotation, cellular component: membrane.
AUGCUUCGGGAUCUGCUCCGGGAUCUUGUCAAAUUUGUCCCUUGGGCGGCACUAUUGCCGCUUGUAAGGGCCGAAGGGACUGUGCAGGAUCUUUGGAACUCUCCGCAAUAUCCAGACUAUACCACGAAUUACACGGCCGGGACAACGAUCGAGAUCAGCUGGCAGCAUGCACUCUCAUAUCAAUUCCAAUACUUCUGCGAGAGCUGCGAUGUCACGAAUGUGGAUCUGUGGGUGACGGGGAGUAGUUAUACUCGCAAGCUUGAGGCUGGCAUGAACGUCAAUGAAACAACAAGCUACGAAUGGACCAUCAACCUAGACAAUGCGGACGUUGAGGCCUCAACACAAUGGACAUUCCGGUUCCUCCCCGCCGAUGUUUCCUGGGGCGACAACCAGGAGGAAAUCUCCUCUGCCAGGUUUAACCUCCUACCCAGAUCAGACAGCUCUUCAACAACCACUUCUUCAACCUCCACAUCCACAUCUUCCUCAACGACAGCCACCUCUAACCCCAAUGCAACGCCCACCACCGACAGCGCAACUGACGGUGAAAGCUCUAGCACAGAAAAUCACAACGAUGGUCUCUCCACUGGUGCCAAAGCCGGUAUCGGCGUCGGCGUUAGCGCAGGCGCCAUAAUCCUUGCCGCCCUUGCCUUCCUCCUCUGGCGACGCAUCAAAGCCUUACCAAGCACCAAUGCUGUUGGGCCCGAAGGCCCCAAUGGAGGAUACAGCCAGGUUCACCAGGGAUACUUUGCUGAUCCACCAAUGGUCAAGGCUGCCCCUGUACCUGCAUCUGGUGUGGUUGCUCCGAUGUCCGAAUUGGCAGGAGACCAUGCGGGAGAGAUGGAUGCAGGUGCUGAUGCUCGGCGACCGCCUGUUGAGUUGGACGGAAGUGAGCUUUAUUCACAUCAUGGGCGGUAGUUGUGCCUGCCAAGCAAGCAACAAGUCGCGUCAGGAUAAUAAUCCACAGCGACGAUGAUGCGGCUACGCGUGAUUCUUGGACGCUUCCUAUGUGACACGCAUCAGAUACCAUUCCUCUAUUACUACUUUAAUCAGAAUCUCAGUUGCCGUACCGGUUGUGGUUGCAUGUAUGUUUUUGCUCUAUCGGGUGUUAUUAUGAUACCCAGCCUAUAUUGAUGCAUAUUGAUAACUGCUUUCUUUUCUUUUCCCUCCUCAUCCACAGGGCAUAUAGCUGAUAG